AUGGAUCCGAAUCAGGUAGCAGAACUGAGAAAAUUCGUCGAACAGUUGAAAUCGAAUCCUUCGAUUCUCCAUGAUCCUUCUCUGAUUUUCUUCAAGGAAUAUCUCAGAAGUUUAGGAGCUCAAGUUCCCAAGAUUGAGAACACUGAAAGAGAUUAUGAAGAUAAGGCUGAGACAAAACCCAGUUUCUCUCCUAAACAUGAUGAUGAUGAAAUUAUGGAGUCUGAUGUUGAACUAGACAACUCUGAUGUAGUUGAACCAGACAAUGAUAAGACUCCUCAGCCGAUGGGAGAUCCUACUGUUGAAGUGACGGACGAAAAUAGGGAGGCUGCUCAGUCAGAGAAGAGCAAAGCUAUGGGGGCAAUCUCUGAAGGAAAGUUUGACGAAGCUUUAGAUCAUCUAACAGAAGCUAUAAUGCUAAACCCCACUUCAGCAAUUCUCUACGCCACUAGAGCUACCGUGUUUCUAUUAGUUAAGAAGCCAAAUGCUGCAAUUCGCGAUGCAAACGUGGCUUUACAGUUCAACCCUGAUUCAGCUAAGGGGUGCAAAGCACGAGGUAUGGCUAAGGCCAUGUUAGGCCUAUGGGAAGAAGCUGCGGCUGAUCUUCAUGUAGCAUCAAAAUUAGACUACGAUGAGGAGAUGGGGUUGGCACUUAAGAAGGUUGAACCCAAUGUAAAGAGAAUCGAAGAACACCGCAAAAAAUAUCAGCGUCUGAGGAAAGAAAAGGAACUCCAAAGGGCUGAACGGGAGAGACGAGAACAGCAAGAAGCCCAGGAGCGAGAAGCUGUGGCUGCACUCAAAGACGGACAAGUGAUUAGCAUCCACUCAACAAGCGAGCUAGAAGCAAAAACAAAGGCUGCAAAGAAGGCAUCCCGUCUGCUCAUCCUAUACUUCACAGCCACCUGGUGUGGACCGUGCCGCUACAUGUCUCCUCUGUACUCAAGCCUGGCCACUCAGCACCCAAGAGUCGUCUUCGUGAAAAUUGACAUAGACGAGGCCAAUGACGUGGCUGCUUCUUGGAACAUUAGCAGCGUCCCGACCUUUUGCUUCAUGAGAGAUGGCAAACAGGUGGACAAAGUUGUCGGAGCUGAUAAAGGUUCGCUUGAGCAGAAGAUUGCACAGCAUUCUUCUUCUAAGUAA
Messenger RNA from Arabis nemorensis, 1137 nucleotides. NCBI's taxonomy places the organism in Eukaryota, Viridiplantae, Streptophyta, Magnoliopsida, Brassicales, Brassicaceae. The record is from the annotation of a GenBank genome assembly.